This is a messenger RNA of Aspergillus aculeatus ATCC 16872, 3945 nucleotides long. Its product is annotated as SUMO ligase MMS21. Gene Ontology annotation, biological process: double-strand break repair via homologous recombination; protein sumoylation. Gene Ontology annotation, molecular function: zinc ion binding; SUMO ligase activity. Lineage: Eukaryota; Fungi; Ascomycota; Eurotiomycetes; Eurotiales; Aspergillaceae. The coding region runs from base 1 to 3945 and encodes 1314 amino acids. The transcript has 2 exons. Gene Ontology annotation, cellular component: nucleus; Smc5-Smc6 complex. The record is from RefSeq and is a predicted model, not a curated record.
AUGCCCCUCCGCCGCCGAAACGAACCCGCACCCACCUCCUCAUCUUCCACAUCAACAACAGCCUCCUCUACAAUCCCCCAACCACCACCGUACCAGCCCCCGACGAUCUCCAACCCUAAAGCCGACCAACUGACCCUCCACGCGACCUCACACGCCGCCCUCCUCAGCCUCCUGACCAGCCAACCCCUCCGGAACCUGAAGACGCACCUCCAGCAUGCGCAGGAAAAAUUGACCGAGGCGGCCGGGGAUAUCAACGAACGGUUGACGGAUGCAGAGGAGCGGGUGCGGCGGAAGAAGGAGCGAAAUGCUGAGGGAGGGGAUGAUGAUAAUGAUGAGGAGGAGGUAGCCGCGCUCAAAGAAAAGGUGGAAGCGACAACUGCCAAGUUGGAUCAGAAGAUGCGGGGUGCGAUUGAUGCGGAGGUGAAACUGGAGGGGCUGAGUGAGUUGCUACGGGGUUUGGAUGGCAAUGUGAAUGUGGUGGAUGGCGCGGUGGCUACUAGGAGUCGAUCGACAAGAAGUAGUCGGCGGAGUAGGAGGGAUGAAGAUGGGGAUGAGGAGAUGGAGGAUGCUGGUGCUCGUGACGAUGACGAGGAGGAGGGGGAGGGAGGUGAUGACGAUGAAGAGAUUGCCGGACCGACGUUGGUGGGCAAGAUAGAGGAGAGUGUCACCGCGACGAAGGACAAGUGGAGUGGGUUGUCGCUUACCCAGAAAUACUCCACCAACAACGCUUACAUCGGAUUCUAUCGCAUCAUUCACGAAGCCAAACACCCGGGUGAUGAUAUCCCCCCACUCCCGCAUGCCUCGACCUGGUUCGCCCACCUCGAAGAAGGGGCCGACAAGAAACCCACAACUUCGGCUACCAGCAGCAGAGGCGUGGCGACAAGCGCAGUAUCGGGAGUGUCGGCUACCAUGGGGGCAUCCUCCUCUCGCCACGCCAAAAAUCCUUCCGCUGAAGAAGGCGAUGACGAAGAUGCUUCAGACGAAGACAUCGCUAUUUCCCGUGAACGCAUUUCUCUCAAGUGCCCCCUUACUCUCCUCCCCUUCCAGGAUCCGGUCACCAGCACCAAAUGUCCGCACAGCUUCGAGCGCGAGGCCAUUACCGCAAUGAUUGCGCAGAGCCGCACCACCGCCCCGGACCCGAGGCACGCUUCAUCCAGUGGGCACACGGGCCGACGUGCGCGUCGCGUGCACUGUGUCAAGUGUCCGGUGUGUGAGGUGGUUUUGACCGAGUUUGAUCUACGAAGUGAUCCCGUUCUUCUGCGCAGGUUGAAGAGAGCUGAGGCUGCUCAAAGGCGGGAGCAGGAAGAACUGGAGGAGGAAGAGUAUGAUCAAGGAGGUGUGGGUGGGCGGAGGAAGAGAAGUAGGAAAAAUGGGAUCACGGUGGCUAGUGAUGAUGAUGAUGAUGGCGACACAGCUACCUCACGAAGAGUGGCGUCUCAGCAAGACCAGAUCAGAAUCAAACAGGAACGCGGUGUCUCCGUCGCUGCUGUUGUGGACCUGGAGGCGGAUGAAAACGUGGAAAAUGAAGAUGAGGAAGACGAAGAAUUUGAGGACGAAGGAAAUGGGCACGCAGGAGAUGAUGAUGGGGAGGAGGACGAGGAUCAGGACCAGGAGGUAAGGGCAGGGGAGAACGACGAAAACGACGAAAAUGAAAAUGCAAUUCAAGUGGCUGAUGACAUAUCACAAGGCGAGGUAAAUGAAGAUCAAGAGCUGGAAGAGCAAAGCGAAGAGGGGGGUGCUGAUGAGGGAAGUCAGGAGGUAAGAGACGAAGAAGGCCACGAAGGAGCAGAGUUUGAAGAGACAAUGCAGGUGGCUGAUGAAAUAUUUCAAGAUGAGGUAGUUGAAUUUCAGGAGCAGGAAAGCAAAGAGGAUGAGAUGGAGGUUGAGGAAGAAGGACAGGAGGUAAGAGAGGGAGAUGAAGAAGUCGAAGAAUCGGUGCAGAAUGCUGAUAACACAAUUCAGCAUGAGACAAAUGAGACUCAAGGGCAUGAGGGGCAAGUGGAUGAAGAAGAUGAGGAGGAGCCAGGGCAAGAGGAAAAGGAAUCACAGGAAACACAUGGAGAAGAAAGGCAGGAAGAUGCGGAAAAUGUGGAUCAGGCAAUGCAAUAUGUCGAAGCUGAAUCAGCUGAACAACAAGAAUAUCAGGUUGUCCAUCAAGAAGAGAAAAAAAUAGAAAUCCAUGAUAUUGACACUGCGGUUAAACAAGAUGACCAGAGUGUUCAUGCUCAACCACUUGAACAAGAAGAUGAGGAAGAUGUCCUCAAAGAAGAAGGCGAACCGCAUCAACAUGUCAACACCAGAGCUAUCGAACAAGAAGUUCUGCAAGAAGAAGUUAUGAAGGAGGAGAGUGAGGACAAUGCUGUCGAACGAUCGGAGAACGAAGACCAGGUACAUGAUGGGGGAGAAGAAGAUGAGAGUGAGCUCGCGGACGCUGAAUCAGAUGACCAGAAUGACCAGGGAACGAUAGAAUAUGGGGAUAAAAGGCAGUGCGUUGACACUGGUUCAGUUAGGCCGAAGAACGCGGGCGUCGAAGAGGAGAAAGAGAGUCAAGAAGCUGCGGAUGAACCAACUAGACAAGAACAAGAUGAGGAGGAGGACGGUAGCAGGAGCGAGACGAAACAAGGCGUUGGCGAUGCUCUGGUCAAGCCAAAUGUCCAGGCAGAUGCAGAGCAGGAAGAUGAGGCACUUGCUGAUGCUCAACCUCAACUUGUUGAAGAGCAAAUCCAGGAAAAUAUCAAUGAGGAAGCGGAGGCCAUUGAAGAAGACGAGGAAGUGGUGCAGACAAAAGAGAAAAAUGUCCAGAACGAAGAGCAAGAAAACAAUGGAAGUCGUCAACUGUAUGCUGAUUUUAUUGAGCAUAAAGCUCAGGAUCAAGAUGUGAAUCAGCAACUCGCGCAUGGACAAAUUGAUCAAACAAGCAUAAGAGAGACAAACAAGGAAGAAGACCAUGAAUCCGAAAGCAGGGAUGUGGUGGAUGAGAAGAGAGAGGACCAGGAACAGAGUCAACAUGCUGAGGCUGAGUCAGACAAGCAAGAAGACCAGGGUGGUUCAGAGAAAGUGGAGGGAGAUGAUGGUCUGCACGUCGGUGCUGAGUCAGUAGAGCGAGCUGAGCAAGAAAACGAAGAGCAGAAUCAAGAUCAAGAUGUUGUUGAGGAGGAACCUGUCGCGCCAGGAGAUCAGGAUGAUUUGGAAGAAGAUGGAAAUGAGCUCACCGCAGAUGGUGCAGUGCUUGACGAUGCAGAGCAAGGAGGCGGAGAUGAAGAUGUCAAUCCCAAUAUCGUUGAAGAUGAUAUCGCUAAGCCUCAAGACCUAGAAGAUGAGAACAUGAGAGAAGAAGAAGAAGAAGAAGAAGAAGAAAAAGAAUCAAUCAGCUUCGUCAAUGCUGGGCCGAUGGCCGAUGAGGUUGUAGUCCAGGCGGAACGGGAAGGAGCAAACGAGGGAGAAGAAGGAGGCAAGCACAUGGGUAAUGAAAACUUGGAUAACAAAGCAGAGGAAGAGGAGAUGAACACCUUGCCAAAGACCGGCGGAGAAGAGGUUGCCAACAAUGAUGAUCUAUUCAAAGAAGGAGAUCAAGAACAGGUGCAAUCGGUGCUUUCAAAGGAAGCAGAGGGGUAUAUGGAUGUUGAAGUGGAGGAAGAUGGCCCAGAAUACCGGAAAAUUGAUCCAGAUUACGUGUAUGAAAGAUUGGAAGGAGAAGACACAGAUGAUCCAGACGAGGGAAGGGAAGGAGAAGAACUAGGAUACGCGGACCCGGACGUAGACGCAGACGACUCAGACGAGGAAAGGGAAGGAGAAGAAGCAGGAUAUGCGGACCAGGACCUGGACCAGGACCUGGACGCAGAAGACUCAGAAAAUAUAGACUACGAGGCGCUCGGAUACGAAGACGAAGACGAAGAGCAAGACUCUAUCCCAGACGAUGAGAUAGAUUUUAAGGUCGACUACUAA